CAAUAAAAAUAUAAGAGCGAGAAAUCGAAGUGCGAAUACGUAUGUGUGUUGUUGGUGUACGCCAAUAUUUCCUGAGAUUUCCUAGAGGCAUGCGCAGAGAAGAUACGUCGUAGUAAAUUUCUGUGCACCUAGAACAACUAGGAAUAGGGUAUAAAUUCGUUUGAAACGGAUCAUUGUGUGAAAGUACCUCUAGUUCAACACAAAGAUAAUUUGAACGCCACAAUCACUACUACAGGGAUUCAGUAUCAUAAUAUCAUAAUAUACAACAAUCAAUUACAGCCUAGAGCGUAGAGGUAAGGCUAGCGCCAGUCGUUAGCUGGGUGUUAUAAGGGUGGGUCGUUAAAAUGACCGGAGUGGAUGAAAUCCUGAAUUAUAAAAAAGAUCCUGGCGAUGACUUUUACGGCCUAUUGGGCUGCGAUGAAAGUUCAAGCGUGGAACAAAUAAAUGCUGAAUAUAAGGUGAGGGCUCUCCAGUUUCACCCGGACAAAAAUGAUGGAGAUAAAGAAGCUGAAGCUAAAUUUCAAAAACUGAAGGAGGCAAAAGAAACACUUUGCGAUCCCUCCAAGAGAGCUCUUUAUGACAAAUGGAGGAACAGUGGCAUCUCAAUGGGCUACAAGCAGUGGCUGGGAAUGAAGGAGCACGUCCAGCAAUCCAUGCACUGGUCCAAACCCAACACUAAGGACCGCAUGCUGGAAGAUGAAUCUGGCCGCUCUUCCGGCCCUUCCAGCCUCGGCCCAUCCAACGCUGCAGCUCGUCGCGCCUCUGAAGGGGGUGCUAAUCUUUGGGGACGUUGGGGAGGUGGUAACCAGGAGCCACCGACUGACGUCAUCUCCAAAUUCCGCAAUUAUGAAAUCUAAUUGCAGCAUUUUCAACCAUUUAUUUAUGAGUUACCGCAAUAUUUUAAACUUAAUAUUUUUUGUGAUACUACAACUACCUUGCCUUUUUGAUGUUAUUUUAUUAAAAUCAUUUAUUAUGUUAUUAGGGUAAGCGAUUUUAUUCUCUAAUUAAGAUGAAAUAUUUAUCAAGUCAGCUCAAUGAUAAAGCGUUCUCGAAUGUGACUCGUUAAUAUAUAUUGGUGUUAAAUGUUUUAUUGGAUGUCAAUGUUAGAUGGAACCAUUUACAAAUCUAAAUGUUUAAAUAAGUAGACUUCCUUUAGCUUUAAGCUCUGCACAUUCCUAACAAAUAUGAGUCUGAUUACGACAUUUCAGCUAUAGUACAAUUUAUAUUUUGUAUUCUAAGAAUCUAUUUUAUAUUUCGAGAUUUUAUAUUUUUGAUCCUCUUAUAUCGCUACAAUUUUAUUGUUGUGUAAGUAUAUCGUCCUAUAGAGCGCGGGGAGGGGAUGGUGUGGAUGUAUUGUGAGUUGUGACAACUACAGGGUAACGGAGAAGAUAGGAUGCUAUCGUUUUUUUAUUUACUCAACCAAUGUUUUAUAUUAUACCCGUUUUGUAAUCUCAAUCAAAGUCUAUCAAUGUGUUUCCCCAGUGGUAGAUAUAACUAGAGAUUAAUAUGUGUUUAACAAUUUUAAUCAGUAUUUAUUGAUGUUUUAAAUGUUAUAUCAGUGUUAUUUGAAUAGAGUAGUAAAUUUUAUGUCUACAUGAAUCUCAAUAUGAUAUUGUAAUUCCUUAUUUUCGAUGUAAGACCAUGAUAAUGUGAACAAUAAAGAUUAUAAAAGGA
Molecule: messenger RNA, 1674 nt
Organism: Colias croceus (clouded yellow)
Lineage: Eukaryota; Metazoa; Arthropoda; Insecta; Lepidoptera; Pieridae
Gene: jdp
Product: J domain-containing protein
Exons: 3
Coding region: 345-857 (170 amino acids)
Cellular component (GO): cytoplasm
Source: RefSeq, a predicted model, not a curated record